CCAAUCGCGGUCAGAUUCUUUAAACCGAUAGUUUUGUCUUUGCCUUGGUAUCAGUCUCUCUCACCGCGAAGAUGACCAUGAUGGGUUAGCCUGAUCGUAGCGACGAAACGUUAAUGUAUAUAAAUUAGCGGUUUUAUUAGCUUAAUUUGCAAAGUAUUAUCACAACAGAAGCCGUAUUAGCCAGCCCUUAAGAUGCCUCUUCGGGCCGGCGAGCGGCGUGGCGGUGGCAGGUCCUUAUGCUUCCUUAUUCUACUAAACGUCGUGUUGUUUUCAGCCGGAGUUAUAGCAACUCAAGAAGAGAAUAAAGUCAUUCGCGAGGAGAAGCCAGCGGAGCUGCAGAAGGCAACCUCCGGUCACGCACUCGGCCCGGCAGUGAGUGUCGAUGAACCCAAUAAGGGAAACCUGGGCUUUAUUCAUGCCUUUGUGGCAGCCCUCUCAGUCAUCAUUGUCUCUGAACUGGGAGACAAGACGUUCUUCAUCGCAGCCAUCAUGGCUAUGCGCUACAAUCGCCUCACUGUUUUGGCAGGCGCCAUGUUGGCUCUGGGACUCAUGACGUGUCUGUCAGUCCUGUUUGGUUAUGCCACCACCAUUAUCCCACGGAUCUACACCUACUACAUAUCGACAGCACUGUUUGCCAUAUUUGGUGUGAGGAUGCUGAGGGAGGGAAUGAGGAUGAGUCCUGAUGAAGGGCAAGAGGAGCUGGAGGAGGUCCAGGCUGAGAUAAAGAAAAAGGAUGAAGAGCUUCAGCGCUAUAAGCUAGCCAACGGCUCGCCUGAUGUGGAAGCGGGGACGGCGUCAACCAUAUUACCUCAGAGAAGGUGUCACAGCGUGAUUUCACCGAUAUUCAUUCAGGCACUCACCCUCACCUUCCUCGCAGAGUGGGGCGACCGCUCUCAGCUUGCCACUAUUGUGCUGGCUGCAAGAGAGAAUCCAUUUGGAGUAGCAGUUGGGGGAACAUUGGGACACUGUCUGUGCACAGGCCUGGCUGUUAUCGGCGGAAGGAUGGUGGCUCAGAAGAUCUCCGUAAGAACCGUUACAAUCAUUGGUGGAAUCGUUUUCCUCGCCUUUGCGUUCUCCGCCCUCUUUAUCAAGCCCGAUUCUGGAUUCUGAUGGAAAAACUGACUCUUGGUUUCAUUUUUGUAUAUAAACUACCCAGAACAAGUGCAACAGAGAGAGAGACUGCGCAAAGACUGCAGAUGGCUUGUUUAUAUGUUUGAGUGAAUCUCUUUUGUGUGAGUAAAGUAUGACUGAAUGAAUGAAUGGAAAAACAAUUUACUGCUCAUGUCUUAAUGAGCAUUUCAUUUUUUUUUUGCCUAAUCCCUCCUUGUUUUUGUCUUUCUUUACUUUCAACCAGGCACUGUUCUGUUUUUAGUUGAUCAUUAUAUUUCUCAUGUAUGCCUCCUCACAGUUUACUUGAACUUGCCAGAUUUGUCCGGCACAUAGUAACAUUUUAAAUAACAAAUCACGAAUCUUGUUUCUACAUUGUUUUACCUCUGUUUGAGCAGUGUGCUAUCGGCAAAUUACUGGCCUGGCUCCAGUCUACCUUAUUCAAGUUCAAGCUUACUUGACUACAACAGCUCUAAAACUAAACCCAGAUCAAGCACUGUCACUCACCCACUGCACAGCAGUAAAUCUACUCGCAUCUCAGGAGUAUUUAGUGGGUAAGAGCCUCAGCAAUAUAACAGUCACAAUUCCAUCAUCAAUAACAAACUAUAGUACUGAAUUGAAUGCUGAAUAAUGCUAUAGGAACUGCCUGGUGUCUAAACUGCCUGUUGAUGGUUUGUCCUUUAUUCAUACCAUAUUACCAAAGGCUUUAAAUGUAGUAUGGAUUUAUGUGAGAUCUGAUUACUACAUCACAUGUGGCCUUUAAACCCAGUCACGGUAUUUAUUGGUCAUCAUUGUGCGCUCAUAAAUGCAUUUGUGUUUCUGUGUCACUGGUCAUAAAGUGUUAGGGACAGUCAUGCUUUCACAGGCUCCCCUGAAAGAAGCACACGGCAUACAUUUGCUGUCUCCUUGUGAAGGAAGAGUAUCAUUUCUUAAGUCUGCCCUUUUCUUCCGAAUGGUUUUUAUUUAUUCUACUAAGGAGCACAGAUUGAUAUUUUGUCGUAGUUGAUUUGUUCCGUUGAGAAGAAUAUUUGGUUCUUUUUUUUUACAUUUUCAGGGUGACUUUGUCAAUAUUUGACAGGGUCUAACUUUGGAGAGUGUGCUGAUUGAACUAUUAUAGAAGAACUGCAAAAAUGUUAUUCCUGUAAAUAUUGAA
Messenger RNA from Sinocyclocheilus rhinocerous, 2260 nucleotides. RefSeq names its product transmembrane protein 165-like. Gene Ontology annotation, molecular function: manganese ion transmembrane transporter activity; calcium ion transmembrane transporter activity. Lineage: Eukaryota; Metazoa; Chordata; Actinopteri; Cypriniformes; Cyprinidae. Gene Ontology annotation, cellular component: Golgi apparatus. Gene Ontology annotation, biological process: calcium ion transmembrane transport; Golgi calcium ion homeostasis; Golgi calcium ion transport. The transcript is spliced from 6 exons. The record is from RefSeq and is a predicted model, not a curated record. The coding region runs from base 193 to 1110 and encodes 305 amino acids.